CUUACUCAUGGUUGACUUGGCUAUCUCCCGUAGCUCUCUCUCAGCGUUCGCAGACGCGAAGAUGGCCAGUCCGGCAAGCAGUGCCACUCUCAUAGGCCGGCGGACCUCCACGUCGAGCAGUUUCGCCGGAUCCCCUAUGCAGGCCUCCUCAAGUUCUUCCCCGCAGGCCUCCUCGAGCGUUUCCCCGCAAGCCCCCAACGCCGGCAACUCGUCGUCUCCCAGCUCCGGAGAAGCCGGACCCAGCCGGCAGACUUCCUCUGCAAAUGCCCCCAACCAACCUCGACGUCGCAUUCGCCCCAAGAUUGCGCUUGCCCCCAACCAACCUCUGACUGCUCAAGGCAAACCGCGUGCGCGCGUGUAUGUCGCUUGCAACCAAUGUCGCACUCGCAAAACGCGCUGCGAUGGCGCGAAGCCGAUUUGCUUUCACUGCCAGAAGCGCCCUCCCGAGAACGGGGAGCAAUGCAACUAUGAACCGCAGCCUAAACGUCGUGGGCAAGACAAGGCACCGGGGCAUCGUGCGCAGAAGGUCUCCAAGCGCAGGCGAACCUCUGCAGGCGAGUCCGGUCAUAGUGGCUCGGACAGUUCACGCAGCUCCCAAUCCGCGCACGAGCACCGAACCCAAUCCCCGCAACACUGUGACCUCGGCGAUCACUUCGAUGAGGAGGAAUCGUCCGAUGAUUCUAUUUCUGAUUACUAUGACCCAUUCGCGACCGUCGACCUCGAUAUCGACGCCGUGAUAGCUUUCCCCGGCGCCCGUACACAGACCGACGAAGAGGAACGCAACGACGAAGCCGACUCCAUUCCUGCGCGUCCCAGUCUCCAAUUCACGCGGGAGACGUGGUGGGACGCACUCCUCACAUUUUACUCGGACGAAACUGGGGCCAACGAGGCCAUGGCACUUACUACUGAGCAGCGCGGCACCGCUAUGCGAAGCAUCGUGGCGGACCUCCGCGCACUCUUCCACUCGUCGCUCUACUGGGCCAGCUUCAUCCACCUCCCACGCUUCUUUGAUGCAGUCCUCAACCCAUCUCGUCGCGCCACGAUGCAGCCGGGCCUAGUGCUCAGCGCUCUAGCUGCAGGGAUACUCGCACAGAGUUCCGAGGCGGAGAGAGGUGCGCCGGGGCGCGAGCGCGCGGUGAGGCUGCUCGGGCUCGCCGAUGGCGCCGUGCAAGCGAGCCUUGCAACUGGCUGGGUCGACAUAGGCCUCAUUCAGGCCACCUGGCUAAUUGCGUACUUUGAGAUGCAGUCGCAUCCGCUGCACUCUGAGGAACGUGGUCGUUCAUCGCUCCUCCUCCUGGACUCCCUCUUCCGUGUGUUCAACAUGACGACUCUCGACGCCGAUCUCGUUCAAGCACACGCAGCCGAACGAGCACGAGGCGUGUCCGCCAUGAACGGCUUCGCCAGUGUGCCCCCCGGCCCGUCCGUGGACAACGCAUUUACUCCCCGAGAGGCUUUCUCGCCCUUCUCCGGACUGGGGACCUCCCCAGCACCAAAUUCGGCGUUUCUCCCAGCGCCGGAUCCCCUGAACGAGCCGAUUACGCCCGACCACAUUAACCUCGGCCCAUCGACUGCGCCCUCUUCGGGCUCAUGCAACUGCGCGAAACUGACGAUCAGCCACCACUGGCCGUCAGUGGAGGGCAUGGCGCCGGGGUGGAUAGGCACGAUGAUGUGGCCGACGGGGUUGUCAGAGGGCGAGUUUCGCAAGGAGGAGUGCCGUCGGCUGGUCUGGUCCAGCGUGAUGCUCACCGCGAGCCUCAACUCGUAUAGCUUUGUUCUGGACGACUUCGACAGGACCAAGCUCUGCAUCCAUGAGCCUCGUAACUACGCGCUGCUGUUCCCGGGAGAGGCGCUCGCGCGAGCGGGCACACCCGUGCCGCCGAACAACGUGUGGACGCUCUACCUCCGCUCGAUGCUGCUCAUGCACGCGUGCAUUACGUCGCGUGCGGAUGCGCGGACCAGCGAGGCGGAGCGCGCGCAGUUCGCGAUGCGCGCGUGGCUCGAGAUCGACGCGCUCGAGCUCGCGCUGGACCAGCACUCGUGCGGGCUCGAGCGCUACUUUGGAUUCCAGGCGCGCGAGAUGCUCUUCGGAUCGCGGAUGUGCGUUUCACAUGAGUUCCAGCGGUAUAUUCCGCAAGUUACGACAAAUGGCAGCAAGCUGUUCUACCGGGACAAGGCUGAACGUUGGCUGCUUCACCGAUUGGAGGCUGCCGAGCGCGUCUGGUCCAGCCUCAUAGAGGGCCACCCCACGCCCGCGAUGGACUACCGCAAGCCGCUGCUCAUCUAUUGGUUCAUGUCGCACAUCAUCAAGGCGCUCAUACUGUGGAGAACAGACCACACGCUCAUUAUCGCGCUUGAGGCGUCGAAGAGCUUCGCAAGGCGCACGGAGUACCUCAUGAUGUUCUGGCCCAACCCAGACCAACGGCGCGAGUGGCAGACUCUGCGCUAUCACCUUGUCCGCGCCUGCCUGAAGUCCGGCGUGCCGCCUCCAGAGAUGUCCGUCCCCGUGCCCUUCCCGCGCCAGGGCUUCGUGAACCCUCCUCCCGCUAAGAGUGCCUGUUGUUGAUUCUACCCCUACCUCUACGUUACGUUACGCUGCGAUAUAGAGCGCUUCUGUUAACUUCUGGUUCCUCGUCUCGUUCGAGUCAUCUUUGCUCUGCUCUCCCGAUUGGCCCGCUUGAAUAAUGUACGUACUGAAGCUGCAGCGACCGUUGACUGGUCAUCUUGUAUGUACCAUCUACCCCAGCCUGCUAUCGCUUGUUAUUGUCUUACUGCUACUAUCCGCUUCGCGUAUUCUUUCUACUCAACGCCUGACGCCUUC
Trametes versicolor FP-101664 SS1 is the source of this 2818-nucleotide messenger RNA. RefSeq lists its product as uncharacterized. Bases 62 to 2563 code for a protein of 833 amino acids. The transcript has 10 exons. Gene Ontology annotation, biological process: regulation of DNA-templated transcription. Gene Ontology annotation, molecular function: DNA-binding transcription factor activity, RNA polymerase II-specific; zinc ion binding. NCBI's taxonomy places the organism in Eukaryota, Fungi, Basidiomycota, Agaricomycetes, Polyporales, Polyporaceae. Gene Ontology annotation, cellular component: nucleus. The record is from RefSeq and is a predicted model, not a curated record.